AUGGGAGAUAACAUGUCCAAGCGACUGAAGCUGAUCUCAGCGACAGAGGCAGAGAUGGAGGAGCGCUCGUUUCCAAACCCGUACCCUGACUGGGACCAAGGACUCCUCACCUCCAACUCCGGAGCAGACGGAGAUUACAAUGAGCCAUUUGACGCAGAAGGAAAGGUGAGCGCAGUAUUCCAGAAGAAAGUCCAGAAUAAGAUCAAAGAUCUCCUCCAGCAGAUGGAGGAGGGCCUGAAGACGGCCGACCCCCAUGACUUCUCCACGUACACCGGCUGGACAGGCAUUGCCUUGCUGUACCUCCAGCUGCACCGGGUGUCCCAUGAGGCCUCCCACCUGCAGAGGGCACUGGACUAUGUGAAGAGGGCCAUGAGGAUCCUGAAUGGGCGAAAAGUGACCUUCCUGUGUGGCGAUGCCGGGCCGCUUGCCGUGGGCGCGGUGGUCCAUCACAAACUGAACAACACUGCUGACAGCAAAGACUGCCUGUCCAGGCUCCUGCAGCUGCAGCGGUCAGUGCUGAGUCCAGACUCUGAGAUGCCAGAUGAGCUGCUGUACGGCCGGGCCGGCUACCUUUACUCUCUGCUCUUCAUUAACAAAGAGAUAGGAGCUGACACGGUGGACGAGGGCACCAUUACACAGGUGGUCACGGCAAUUUUGGAAUCAGGGAAGAAUAUGUCGGCAGAGCAGAAGAAGACAGAUCGCUGCCCUCUGCUCUAUGAAUGGCACAAGAAGCAGUACAUUGGUGCUGCCCAUGGCAUGGCUGGCAUCUAUUACAUGCUCAUGCAGCCAGGAGCAAAGGUCAAUCCAGACAUCCUGUCAGACGUGGUCCGUCCCAGCAUCGACUACGUCCGCCACAAGAAGUUUCGGUCCGGGAACUUCCCAUCAUCACUGAGUAAUGAGAGCGACCGGCUGGUUCACUGGUGCCACGGAGCCCCUGGUGUCAUCCAUAUGCUCAUCAUGGCUUAUAAGGUGUUCAAAGAAGAGAAGUACUUGAAGGAAGCUGCAGAAUGCGCUGAGGUGAUCUGGCACCGGGGCCUGCUCAGAAAAGGCUACGGUAUCUGCCACGGCACCGCUGGCAACGGCUACGCCUUCCUGUCCCUUUACAAGCUCACCCAGGAGAAGAAAUAUCUGUACCGUGCCUGCAAGUUUGCUGAGUGGUGUUUGGCCUAUGGGACCCACGGCUGUCGCAUCCCAGACAGACCCUACUCUCUUUUCGAAGGUAUGGCAGGGGCCAUCUACUACCUGUCAGAGGUAGCAAACCCUGAUGCCUCCUGUUUCCCUGCCUUUGAACUUUGACCUACCAACUGACGGGACUGAGGGAGAUGAAGAGGGACGGAGACAAACUGUUGUGGAAGUUAUCUGGAGGCUUCGCUCAAAUGCUGGACAAGGAUCUAUUUGUGAGAAAGCUUUCAACCGUGGUCACGAGGGAGUGAACAAAAUUCAACUGAAAAUGAAGAUCAGGCUGGAACUGAGCACAGUGGGUGUGAUUGAUUGUUUGUGGGAGUAAACAUGGUUUGAUUUAUGGAAUUGAAAACAUAUACAAGAAGAUUAAGCAAGGACUAUUUCAGGACAAAACUAAGGGUUGAAUGUUGUUGAUCCAGUGAAAAUACAAGCAGCAGGUGGACUGAAGAAGAUGAUGUUGAUGGAUAUUUCCCUUCUGGAUAUGGACACUGUGGGGCCGAUCAUAGGGACACUGUCAAAUCAAGUGAGUCCAUAAGCUCUAAGGUCCCCUGUCAUCCACCAGUGUGUUGGGGUGACGACAUGGACCCCAUGUCUCCUCCUCAGCUAUUACAGUUUCUUGCCAGCUGGCAAGGACACAGAAGAACACACUGUACACCCUCAGCCUUUCAUAUCGUAGUACUUAGGCCGAGAAAGAGGGUGUGUGUGUGUGGAUGUGUAUGUGUGUGAAGUGAACUAAAGCUGUUUUGGUAUUUCUAUGCCUCUGCAUGCUCACUGUACUUGGUUCUUGGUGCCUCAUGUCCUGUUAAUGUAGUGCUUUUCCACAGUGUGUCAUUUUACAAAGCCUUCGAACGUUGAUAGAAAGCCUUCGUUUGCCUGUUCUCAAACUAGUCUAUAGUGUUAGCUACUCUAUCAGUUAGCUAUUAGUUAUUUAAGCCUGAGUUUUUUGACAGUAAGCCCCUUUCCAGGAUACGAAAGCUUGGCAGCUCGUUAGCUGGCUAGCUAGUGAGCUAGCUAGUUAAACAGUGAUCUACCGUCUGUUGUUUUUUUUACCCCCAAAUGAAGCAGAAGCUUUUAUCCCACAAUGUGACAAGUGUCUAAUGAAUUGAACUGAAAGUUAGAAUAAUGUACUGAAAUGUUUUUUUUUUAUGCUACCAGAAAAAAGGCCUUGUUUUCCAUUGGUGGCAUUUCUACUGAAACCAGCCCACGCUAGCUGGUUAGCUUGCAUCUAGCAGCACGCAUUGGCUUUCAGUUUAGUAUCAAAGUAUUUAAAAGUUAAUAAUUCAGUUGCUGGUAUUGCCACACAAGGAUUUGGGUGUAAUAUAUUAUGUGGCACAUGAUGCUUUAAUACUGUGUGGGUUAAUGGAAAAGGACUGAAAUUGUUAUUAUUUGAAUGUCCACUGUUGUCAGCUCAAGUACACGUGUUGCUACCACAGCCUAUGCUAAGCCUGUUUUAUUUUGUGACUCUGCAUCACUUCGGUUCCCCUCGUUACCUGUAAUCUACUGCUGCUUUGAACAGGUGUGAAAUCAGACAUUGCGUGUUUUUGAUCAGAAGUGGAAACAAAAAUGGAAGUGCUGAAGCUCAUUGGUCUGUGUGUCAUUUGGUUUUGAUUGGCAGGUAGAACCUUACACCUGAGGUUAGAGCUUCUACAUUGUUGUUUAAUUAAACCGAACAUGUCGUCUUGAGUAUAUUAACUAACUACUAACUGAACCCUCAAAGUGAUGUCUGCAUUGUCAGCUAAAACAGAAAGUCCCCGUCUUUACUUUUUUUUUCCACCAUCUAGAAUCAAGACAGGAUGUUGAUGCUAUUUAGGCUCAGGCAUCAUUUAGCUUCAGUAUCCUAUCAGAGCUAAGCCUAAGAAUGUCACGUUUUCUAAAUAAGAAAUAAUUAUUUGAAGUAAUCCAAACAUUUACUGAAUAAGCAAAUGCAUAAAAACACAUUCACAUUUGUCCUUAUCAUUAAGAUCAUCAUAAUUUAGGAUGUGUUGUGUUCACAUUGUUUUGCGGAAAGCUGAAAGCUAAUUGAAAUUUAAAGCCAUUGAAACAACUGAAUAUGCUAAUAGCAUUUCAGUAGCUGGACAGUUUCCUUUCACAUGAAUAAGGUUAUUCAUUUUAAGCAUGUAUAAAAAAUGUGCAAGUAUAUUAAGAAAAAUUACACCAGAUACGCCAAAUAUUUAUUUUGUGUAGCAUUGUUUUAAGUUUUUACUUUAAGUACCGUUUAUAAAUGUAUUUUACUAGCAGACAAAACAACACACACAGAAAUUAAAUGAAUGAUUUGGAUUUUUAUUUUUGUUUAUUUUUGAUUUGGCAAGGCCCUCAAUACAAAAUAAAUGCUGAGAAGUGAUUAAUGACUCAGCAUUAUGCUGUUUUCAGACUUUAUAUUAGGUAGCUGACAUGAUUUAGUCCAGAGUUCAAUAUGUCACUUUUUUUGCAAAGCUUGAAUACGACCCUGAUCUUAGGUGGUAGCCAUCAUGGUCAGUGUGGCACCUACGUGGAGAUCAAACAGUAAUAACGAGGUGGUAAAAGUAUACAGUUUAUCCAGUAAAUCCCGACAGCACAUGAAUGCCCAUAAACGGCUAAUUCUCUUGCAAAGAUCAUGAUUGUUUUUUGCAUGAGGAUAAUGUCACAUAUAAAAAUGUGUGUGUUCAUCUGUCAGAGUGUGUCCAGGUCGUGUUCAGUUGUGAUUUGUAUCCUGGUGUUGAGGAGUGUGUGACCUUUGUCGCUGUGUGUGUAUUUGGUUUGCUUUCAGCCUAAUUGGUGUCAAGAUAUGAGUGUGUGUUUAUUAUUCCUCAUUAAACUACUGAGCUCCAGUGACGGCAGCAGCAGUCAAGUAAGGUGUCUUCAUUGUUCUUCUUAUCUUGCUUUUUGCCUAGUCAGUGCUUAUAAAGAAUUAAUGCAAGGUUUGAUAAUGUUAAAAAUAAAGAAUGAGUAGAGUUCCUGUACCUCUUGUUUGUUCUUUUUAUUAUCAUUAUGUUACAUAAACCUACUUAAUUUAUUCUCUUUUUUAGAAAUACAGUCACAUGUGUUGGAUUGUAAAAGAGGAGAAGUUGGGGAUACAUUUAAAGUGUAUGGAAUUAUAUUUGUGUUUCAAUUUCUUAAUGCAAUGAGCACAGACUUGACAGUCUUAAAAAGUUUUUUUUUAUAGCCUCAGAAGACCUCUCACAAAAAGUGUGAAGUUUCCUUAGUUAAUCCAUUCAUCAAUUUUCUCUUGAUUAUUUGUAUCCAGGUCACAUUAAUUGUAUCAGUAAGAUUUAUUAUUGCAUACAGCUGGGAAGUAGUGACAAAAAUGUGAUGUAAA
Messenger RNA from Chelmon rostratus (copperband butterflyfish), 4477 nucleotides. It is a transcript of the gene lancl2, whose product is annotated as LanC lantibiotic synthetase component C-like 2 (bacterial). The transcript is spliced from 9 exons. The record is from RefSeq and is a predicted model, not a curated record. Bases 1 to 1296 code for a protein of 431 amino acids. Gene Ontology annotation, biological process: carbohydrate metabolic process; peptide modification. Lineage: Eukaryota; Metazoa; Chordata; Actinopteri; Chaetodontiformes; Chaetodontidae. Gene Ontology annotation, cellular component: plasma membrane.